Messenger RNA from Raphanus sativus (radish), 947 nucleotides. RefSeq lists its product as uncharacterized. The record is from RefSeq and is a predicted model, not a curated record. NCBI's taxonomy places the organism in Eukaryota, Viridiplantae, Streptophyta, Magnoliopsida, Brassicales, Brassicaceae. The transcript has 4 exons. Gene Ontology annotation, molecular function: zinc ion binding. Bases 1 to 765 code for a protein of 254 amino acids.
AUGCCUGGUGUAUUGAGGUUUGAGCAGAAAUGGGCUAGCCUUAACCCUCCUAAAAAGAGUGGCAGUUUAAAUAGGAAACGGGUGAGCCAGCUUCCCAAGCUUCAAGCGCCAGUGUUGGUGAUCAUGAGGUGCGGCCAGAAGGAGGAUUUGGAGAAGAAGGAGCUCCUCUCAAAGCUGGCCAUACUAGACACUCUCCUGGCGAAGAAAGAACCAUUAUCUGAGGCUGAAGAAAUUCUACACACAACCCUCGAGUCAGCGGAUUAUGGUUUAGGGAACUCAGUCGACAGUGUCUUUAGCGAAACGAAAGAUCUUAUCCACCGGGACCAAGCUGAGAUAAGCGCAAACAAUGCUCGUGCGGCUGCUCAAUACCCUCCUCAACCCGAGGUUGAGUUUGGCUUUCCACAGACAUGCUACUGUGGUCGGAAGCCUCAUCUUGCAACAUCGAAGAGUAUGAAUGAUCUAGGUAGAAGAUACUACACAUGUGAGAGUGUGAAUGAUGGAGAGUGCCAUGUUUGGAAAUGGUGGGAUGUGGCGCUUAUGGAGGAGAUGAGAGCUCGGGAUGUACACGUCCUUCAACUGGCUGAAAAGGUGGAUAAUCUUAGCCUUUUGACUGACUAUGAGACUGAGCAGAAAGUGAUCAGGCUAGAGAAGCUUGUGUCUGAUUUAGGUAAGGAGAAAUCAAGGUUUGGCAAUGGGUUUGAAGGCUUUGUAGGUGUGGCGGUUAUUGUUUUAGUUUCUAUAUGUAUGCUCCUCAUGUUUAAGUAAAUGAAGACAUGAGGAGAAGCUAGUGUCUGAUAUGUAGCUCCUUAUGGUUAUUGUAUGCACGUUAUGGAAAUGAACCACUUUGUAUGCUAUGCACGUUAUGAUUAGUGUCUGAUAUGUAUGCUCCUUAUGCUUUAUAAUGAACCUUUUGUAAUCAACCUUUUCUAAUGUUUCUGAAUUUAUUA